Molecule: messenger RNA, 984 nt
Organism: Populus euphratica (Euphrates poplar)
Lineage: Eukaryota; Viridiplantae; Streptophyta; Magnoliopsida; Malpighiales; Salicaceae
Product: RNA-binding protein pno1-like
Exons: 2
Coding region: 102-767 (221 amino acids)
Cellular component (GO): nucleus
Molecular function (GO): RNA binding
Source: RefSeq, a predicted model, not a curated record
AAGGUCUUUUCAACACACAAAAACCUUAAUCUUGAACCCCUGGAGAAAGUUUCAAGCUUUGCAGCCACAAACAGAGGGAAAAAGGAUUAGGUGCAGUCAGAAUGCAGUCCAGCAAAGCCCCUGCAUCAAUGGAAGUUGAAACCAGUGAACAUAAGUCUCAGGGAGCUUUGCCAGCAAAGCCAAAGUUUAAGCCUUUGAAGGCUCAUGAGAUGUCUGAUGGUCGAGUUCAGUUUAGAAAAGUCUCGGUUCCACCACAUCGGUAUUCACCUCUGAAGAAAGCAUGGAUGGAAAUCUACACUCCAAUAUAUGAGCAAAUGAAGAUUGAUGUCCGUAUGAACCUCAAAGCUAGGAAGGUUGAGUUGAAAACUAGAUCAGACACGCCCGAUGUCAGUAACCUGCAAAAGUGUGCUGAUUUCGUGCAUGCUUUUAUGCUAGGUUUUGAUGUGAUAGAUGCUAUUGCUCUUUUGCGUUUGGACGAGCUAUAUGUUGAAUCUUUUGAAAUAAAAGAUGUUAAAACUCUUCGAGGUGAGCAUUUGUCUCGGGCCAUUGGGAGACUGUCUGGUAAAGGUGGCAAAACAAAGUUUGCCAUUGAGAACGCUACCAAGACAAGGAUUGUGAUUGCUGACACCAAGAUUCACAUAUUAGGAUCUUUUCAAAAUAUCAAAGUUGCAAGGGAUUCUCUUUGCAGCCUCAUCUUAGGGUCCCCUGCUGGAAAGGUAUACUCAAAACUUAGACAAGUUACAGCUAGAUUGGCUGAGAGAUUCUGAUCAUUUUUGUUUGUGUUGCUUGGCGAAUUGAGAUUACAUGUUAUUUUUGUAAUGCUGAGUGCCAGAGUGUAAUUUGGCAUGAAAUUUUCCUGUGGAGAUGCUGCAUCGGUUGUCAAAAAACAUUCACAAUAAAGGAAUUAAUUUCACACUUGUACUUGCUAAUGGAUUUAACUUGUACGCCUUGCUGGUUUGCAAAUGAAUUUUUUGACCUUAUGCA